CAUGGCUGCAGUAGAAAAGAGAGCCCGCACGUUUGUGCGAGUCAAGCCAACGGCUGAGUUUGCUCAGGACAUGAUCAAGUUCGGGCCAGACAACAAGAGCAUAGAUAUAUACAUCCAAAAAGACGCCAAGAAAGGAGUUGUGAAUAACAGGCAGACGGACUGGUCCUUCAGAGUGGACGGCGUCCUUCACAACACCUCCCAGGACCUGGCUUACGAGACCGUGGCGGAGAAAUUGGUGUCUGAUGCUUUAAUUGGCUACAGUGGUAAUUUGUGGCUCUUUGAAUUAUUCUGA
Messenger RNA from Mesitornis unicolor (brown roatelo), 292 nucleotides. Its product is annotated as kinesin-like protein KIF9. The record is from RefSeq and is a predicted model, not a curated record. The annotation marks the transcript as partial. Gene Ontology annotation, molecular function: ATP binding; microtubule binding; microtubule motor activity. Lineage: Eukaryota; Metazoa; Chordata; Aves; Mesitornithiformes; Mesitornithidae. The transcript is spliced from 2 exons. Gene Ontology annotation, biological process: microtubule-based movement.